Molecule: messenger RNA, 671 nt
Organism: Aspergillus ibericus CBS 121593
Lineage: Eukaryota; Fungi; Ascomycota; Eurotiomycetes; Eurotiales; Aspergillaceae
Product: acireductone dioxygenase (Ni2+-requiring)
Exons: 3
Coding region: 1-537 (178 amino acids)
Molecular function (GO): acireductone dioxygenase [iron(II)-requiring] activity
Source: RefSeq, a predicted model, not a curated record
AUGAAGGCUUACUGGUACGAUAAUAAGCCGGGCGACCAGCGCGAACCCCACGACGACGGCCGUCCCGUCGACGAAACCUACCUCGCCUCCCUGGGCGUCUUCUACCGCUACUGCCCGACUAUCGAGGACGUGGACGCUCUGGCCGCCGAGCGCGGAUACAAGAACCGCGAUGAGGUCACCGUGUCUCCCAAGACCAUGGGCGACGUGUACGAGGAGAAGGUGAAGAUGUUUUUCCAUGAGCAUCUGCAUGAGGAUGAGGAGAUCCGGUAUAUCCGGGACGGGGAGGGAUAUUUUGAUGUCCGGGGUCAGGAGGAUGAGUGGGUGCGGAUUAAGUUGGUCAAGGAUGAUUUGAUUAUUCUUCCUGCGGGCAUUUAUCAUCGCUUUACGACGGAUGAGAAUAAUUAUGUCAAGGCCAUGCGUCUGUUCCAGGAGGAACCUAAGUGGACCCCUCUGAACCGCAGUACUGAUCUCGAUGGGAACCCUCACCGUGUGUCGUAUCUCGGUAGCUUGGGUAAGGCUGCUGUUGCUGCGGUUUGAGUGGCGGGGUUGGAGUGGCAUGAUGACCGAUGUGCUUGAUGGAGGCUUGCUGUCGGCGGCAUGUAAGCUGAUGACUGUUCUAUACCAUGAAUGAAAUUACGAUAUCUGUUCCCUUGGUGAAGCUCAAAGGUAAU